CGAUGGCCUGCCUGUCUGCCACAGACUCGCAUCUGCCGCAGCGAACGUCGGCAACAUGUCCUCGAUAUGGGACCGUCUGGCCGUGCUGGCUGUGAUUGUGCUGAUCACCUUCGUCCCGUUCACGAUCGAGUACUUUGUCUUUUGGCCAUGGCUGUCAUUCAGCUCCGAAACCAAGGCGCUUCUCUAUCUCCUGCCGUUCAACCUCAGUGUCCUAUCGAUCUGGACAAACUACUACCUCGGAUGCACAACGGAUCCCGGGAAGGUCCCAAAGGAAUACGACCCACUGCCGGCUGCGGACGUCUCUGUCGCCGGCCCAGAGAAGCGUGCCGGCAAGUCGAGGAUGCGAAGACCGAGGCGAUGCUACACUUGCAAGGUCUACAAGCCCCCGCGCAGUCACCACUGUAGCUACUGCGAGCGCUGCGUCCUGAAGAUGGAUCAUCACUGUCCAUGGCUCAACAACUGUAUCGGCUACUACAACUAUGGCUACUUUGUGCGCUUUGUGUUGUCCGUCAGUUUUGCGAGCUCUUACUGCGUCUUCUUGACGGGCAUGCGGAUGUGGGAGCUUCUAGAAUAUCAGAAGCGCCAGCAACUCGACCCCUGGAACUCGAUCCAGUAUUACACGCCGCGCCUCCGAGACACCGAGGUGAUCUUUAUGAUCCUCGACAUGAUCAUCCUCUUCAUUUUGCUCUUUACCGUCGGCAUUCUGUCGAUCUUCCAGACGUCGUAUUUGCUCCAGAACGUCACGACCAUCGAGAGCUUUGAAAACGCCAAGAUCGAGGAGCUGAAGCGCAAGCAGGUCAUCCCGCAGGAUCGCAUCUUUCCUUACGACCUGGGCUGGUUCCGCAAUCUCAAGGCUGUCCUUGGUCCGCGCUGGUAUCUCUGGAUGUUGCCCUUGCCCGCGAUCGGAACCGGCCUCGAGUUCCCCAUCAAUCCAUUCAUCAAGGACCAGAUCAAGGCCGGGGAGUGGCCGCCCAAAGAAUACUACAUUUAUAAGAAGGAUCCGGGGCGCUUUUCGCAAACAGAGCUGCAGAAGCAGCGAGCCGACAAGCGACGCAACUACGGCGUCCACGUUCGCCGUGGCAGCGAGGGAUACAUCGUCCGCCCGGUUUCGGCCGAGGAGCGAGAGCGACAGAUUCAGUUCUACCUCAAAUCCAAGUCCGGCGACCAGCCCGAUAUCGACGGGCACGAGAACCCCAAGCCCCGACAUGGCCACGACCACAGCCACGACGAUCACCACGACCACGAGUAUGACGAGCACAACGGGCACAACGAACAUGAAGAAUACGACGAUUGUGAAGCCGGAAGCCUCUCCGAGGAUGAAUACAUCCCCACCGACGACGACGACGUCGGUUCAGAGUACAGCUAUUACGAGCACAGUGAAUACGAUGAGUUUUCGGAAGGAGAAACGCCCCUGCGUCUAUCAAAGUCCGCAUCUGCCGACACAGAGGUCCAAGACGACGACUCGAGCGACAACGAAGUUCUUGGUGUCCGACUACGGAAAUACCAGGACGAGCGAGCGGCAGACAGCAUAGAUGAAUAGCACGCCAAGAUCAUCUCCUUGACUCUGCCGGCACUGCUUGUCCGCAGUACUGAUUUGAGCAAAGUGCGAUUAUAACAAAAUACUCGAUACAACAGCC
Messenger RNA from Polychytrium aggregatum, 1637 nucleotides. RefSeq names its product DHHC palmitoyltransferase-domain-containing protein. Gene Ontology annotation, molecular function: palmitoyltransferase activity. The transcript has 3 exons. Bases 56 to 1540 code for a protein of 494 amino acids. The record is from RefSeq and is a predicted model, not a curated record. Lineage: Eukaryota; Fungi; Chytridiomycota; Chytridiomycetes; Polychytriales.